Messenger RNA from Daldinia vernicosa, 4860 nucleotides. RefSeq lists its product as uncharacterized. The coding region runs from base 201 to 4649 and encodes 1482 amino acids. Gene Ontology annotation, molecular function: DNA-directed DNA polymerase activity; pyrimidine nucleotide binding; purine nucleotide binding. The transcript has 5 exons. Lineage: Eukaryota; Fungi; Ascomycota; Sordariomycetes; Xylariales; Hypoxylaceae. Gene Ontology annotation, cellular component: alpha DNA polymerase:primase complex. The record is from RefSeq and is a predicted model, not a curated record. Gene Ontology annotation, biological process: leading strand elongation; DNA replication; mitotic DNA replication initiation.
GGCACAUACCGUUAAUUGAUACCAAAUGGAUCCAGUUGAUUUACUUCGUACCUCCACAUUUAACACACAUUUACACACAAUACAUACAGAAUACAAUACAAACAAACACUGUCUACACAUUUCUUCCUCUUUCAAUUUGGACAUGAUUUAUUCCUUGUAGCAUAUAUCUUACGCUCUGUCUUCCCCCCCCCCUUAUCAAAAUGUCCAAGUCGCUCAACAAGCGUAGCAAGCUUGCCGAGCUAAAAGCUCUGCGCGCUGCUGGUAAGAAGGCUUACGACUCUUACGAGGUACAAGAAGAUCAAGAUCUAUACGAGGAAGUCGACGAAAAUCAGUACAAAAAGAUUGUUCGCGACCGUCUGAACCAAGAUGACUUCGUCGUCGACGACAAUGGCGAGGGUUACGCUGACGAUGGAAGAGAGGAAUGGGACCGAGUACAUACAUAUGAAUCUGAGAGUGAAGACGACACAUUGCUAGGAGGGAAGCCUCGCAAGUCAGAUAAGAAGAAGCGCGAUGAGGAAAAGGCAAAACGGGACGCUAAUGACCGCGACAUCAGCGAAUAUUUCAUGAAGGGUCAGACCACUACCCAACAAAAACCCAAGGUCGUAAAAACCGAAGACGAUGAAAGGUUCUUGGCGGACCUACUAGGCGAGGUUGAUGCAAACGUACCUGCUCCAGUAUCGCGGGCCCCGAAGCGACAUCGAUCCCCCGAACGACGCCGAGCUCGUGCUCUAUCGCCCGUCCGGGGAAAUAGACAACCGGUCACAAAGAAGGCGAGACUAAGUGAGGAACGCUCAUCGCCUGCGCCUCAGGCACAAGAAGUUUCCGUUGACGACGAUGCAUUCCUCCCAACUAUGGACGAUGACGAUUUCCUGCCACCAGCGGAUGACGUACUUAUGAGUGACUCUGCUCCUGUUCCUUCGUCUCCUACUGCAAAGGUUGCCGCGCGAAAGGCCCAAAUCAAGGUCGAGCCCGUGGAAGAAGAAGACGAAGAUAUGAUGGAGGUUUCUCAUGCUGGAACAAUAAACGCCGCCAGCGUAAACUUAUCUGCAUCUCGACCUAUCAAAAAGCUGGUCAAACCUGAGCCGUACCCUACGCCUGCUAGCUCGUCUCCAACGAAAGCUGCCGAGCCCGAUAUUGAUUCAUCAUCGUGGAAUGAUCUCACAAAUAAGCUGAAUGUCGUCAGCAGCUCUCCCGCUGAAACUCGAAGCAUCGGCAAAAUUGAUUAUAAAGAUGCUAUCGAGGAGGACGGUAGUCUCAAUAUGUUCUGGACCGACUAUACGGAAGUCAAUGGCUCGCUCUGCUUAUUCGGAAAAGUCUUGAACAAGAAAACGAAUGCUUAUGUGAGCUGCUUUAUCAAGGUUGACAAUAUUUUGAGGAAGUUGUACUUUCUACCUCGCCAAUAUCGUCAAAAGAACGGACAGGAUACAAGCGAAGAAAUAGAAAUGACGGAUGUCUACUCGGAAGUAGACGAUAUCAUGACUAAAAUGAAAGUCGAUAUCCAUAAGAUAAAGCCCUCUACCAGGAAAUAUGCUUUUGAGCUCCCUGGCAUCCCGAAGGAAGCGCAGUACCUAAAAUUAUUAUAUCCUUACACAAAGCCGCAAAUCAACCCUGAGAUAGUUGGCGAGACCUUCUCGCAUGUUUUUGGUACCAAUACCGCAUUGUUUGAGCAGUUUGUGUUAUGGAAGAACAUCAUGGGGCCAUGUUGGCUCAAGAUAAAAGAUGCCGACUUCGGUGCUAUCAAGAACGCUUCUCAUGCCAAACUCGAGGUCCUUGUCAAUGAUCCUGAUACGAUCGCCCCCAUGAGCGAUUCCGAUAACCUGGACGCACCUCCAUUGACUCUCAUGAGUAUUGUUAUGCGGACCGUUUCCAACGCCAAAGACAACAAGCAGGAGAUACUUGCGAUAAGCGCUCGUAUCUAUGAGAAUGUCUUGCUUAGUGAUACUACACCUGCCGAGAAGCUCCCUUCAAGGACGUUCACGUUGAUGAGGCCGAAUGGAUCAGCAUUUCCCCUUGGUUUCGAUAAAUUAGCGAUGAGCAGGAAGAAAGCACUCGUGAAACUAGUGAAACAGGAGUCAGAGAUACUGUCUUUCUUCUUAGCACAAAUCGAUCUUAUCGAUCCAGAUGUAAUUCUUGGUCACCAACUAGAAGGUGUCGACUAUAGUAUUCUGUUGAAUCGAUUACACGAGAAGAAGACACCCCAGUGGUCGCGGCUUGGGCGAUUACGCAGAACAACAUGGCCAACAUCCAUAGGGAAAACGGGUGGCAAUGUAUUUGCGGAACGCCAGCUUAUGGCUGGUCGUCUCUUGUGUGACCUUGCCAAUGAUGCUGGCAAGUCUGUCAUGUACAAGUGCCAGUCCUGGAGUUUGACAGAGAUGUGCAGUCUCUACCUCGGUGGCGAUGUCCAUAGACGAGAUUUCGAUAACGAGGCUGCUCUGAAGACAUGGGCAUCGGACAAGUCAGGCUUAAUGGACUACAUAACUCAUAUGGAAGCAGAUACAUAUUUCAUCGCCGCGCUAGCCUUGGGUACGCAGAUGCUGCCUUUGACGAAGGUCUUGACGAAUUUAGCAGGAAAUUCGUGGGCCCGAACUUUAACAGGAACUCGAGCCGAACGCAACGAGUACAUUUUAUUGCAUGAAUUCCAUCGCAAUAAGUAUAUUUGCCCUGACAAGCAGUUUUUCAAGGGACGGCCUAAAGCUGAAGAAGAGAACAAUGAAGAGGAAGCUACAGAUAGUAAAAAGAAGGAUAAAUACAAGGGUGGUCUUGUUUUCGAGCCAGAAAGGGGGCUAUACGACAAAUUCGUAUUGGUUAUGGAUUUCAACUCCCUUUAUCCUUCCAUCAUCCAGGAGUUCAACAUCUGCUUUACAACAGUCGACCGGAGUUCACUUUCGGAUGAUGAUGAUGCUGUACCGGAGGUACCGACGCAACAGGAGCAAGGCAUAUUGCCAAGACUGAUCGCCACUCUCGUUAGUCGACGACGGUCGGUCAAAUCGCUCAUGAAGGAUAAGAACGCUACAACUGAGCAGCUUGCCACAUGGGAUAUUAAACAGCUUGCUUUGAAGUUGACAGCCAAUUCUAUGUACGGUUGUCUAGGAUACACCAAAUCUCGCUUCUAUGCAAGACCUCUUGCCAUCCUUACGACCUACAAAGGCCGUGAGAUCCUUCGAAGUACCAAAGAACUCGCCGAGUCGAAAUCACUCCAAGUUAUUUAUGGUGAUACCGAUUCCGUCAUGAUCAACGCUAACGUGGAAUCGGUCGCGGAUGCACUCAAGGUUGGCCAGGAGUUCAAGAAGGCCGUUAACGAGCGAUAUCGCCUCUUGGAGAUCGAUAUUGACAACGUAUUUAGACGUAUCUUGCUACAGGCCAAAAAGAAGUAUGCGGCUAUCAACCUCGUAGAAGUACCUGGUGGUAAGUAUAUCGAGAAGAUGGAAGUUAAGGGUCUCGACAUGAAACGCAGAGAAUACUGUGCUCUGUCGAAGGAGAUUUCGUCCCGUCUUCUUAACGAAAUCCUAUCUGGCGACGAGACCGAAGUCUCAGUCCAACGCAUACACGAGUAUCUACGCGAGGUCGCGGGCAAGAUGCGAGAGUACGCUGUUCCCGUCCCGAAAUACAUCAUCUAUACACAGCUAGGCAAGGCGCCAAAGGAAUAUCCGAAUGCGGAUACGAUGCCACAGGUCCAGGUUGCUCUUCGGGAAAUGGCACGAGGCAAGCCUGUCCGUCGUGGAGACGUCAUCUCGUACGUCGUUACCGGAGACAGUAAGUCAAGCGAGCCUGUUGCCAAGCGCGCGUACACGCCGCAAGAUGUAAUGAAGCCCGAUUCCGGCCUCAAGGUGGACGUCGAGUGGUAUAUCGGCAAGCAGAUAUUCCCACCUGUUGAACGUCUCUGCGCCAAUAUUACCGGAACAUCAACUUCCCAGCUCGCCGAGCAAUUAGGUCUCGACAUUCGCCGUUAUACGAGCAACUCGACCUUCAAUCAGUCAGGAUCCAACGAUCAUGAAAUCCACCCGCUAGAAUCCCAGAUCCCCGACGAUGUCCGCUUCCGCGACUGUGCCCGCCUCUCACUACGCUGCCGGAAGUGCAAGGCCUCAGCGCCCUUCGAAGGCCUGCUGUCCUCAGAGCAAUCCGAAAACCGCGUCACGCCACAAGGUGUCACGUGUCCGUCGUGUUCGGCGCUCAUCCCCAACCUUAGCAUCGUGGCACAGGUCGAGCGGGCGAUCCGCAACGAGACGGCGCGAUACUACGAGGCCUGGCUCGUGUGCGACGACGCAUCGUGCGGCAACCGCACGCGCCAGAUGUCGGUCUACGGCACGCGGUGUAUGGGUCCGAAAGGCCUGGCGUCGGGUUGCCUCGGCCGCAUGCGUUACGAGUACGGCGAGCGCGACAUCUACAACCAGCUCGUCUACUUCGCGUCUCUAUGGGACGUGGAGAAGGCCCGCGCCAAAGCAAGCUCCGGCGCCACCGGUCUAGGCGGGCAAGGUAACGCCGGCAGCUUGAAUGCCGCCGAGAAAGAGAGGGUCCUCGCUCUUGCGGAACACAACCGCGUUCGCUUUGGCACGGUCAAGAGCGUCGUCGACAAGUACCUCGAUAAGUGCGGUCGCCAGUGGGUGGCGAUGGAUACGCUGUUCGGGAAGCUAGGGUUCGCUGCUGUUUAGGCUGCCAAGGGGUAGUAAGUAAGUGAAUAGGUCAGGUUAGGUACGUACGACGGAAUGAGGCUUGUUCGGGGCUCUAUAGGUACCUACAUAAUAGCGGCUGGCGUUCUGGUAUGGGAUCCGGUUUGGGUCCAUGUGCUUGUUUUAGGUAGUCUAGUUGAAUACUGCAUGUAGCUAAUGGUUUAUAAUGAAUCAAUCUAAAUAUCCUUCAGGA